Eublepharis macularius is the source of this 990-nucleotide messenger RNA. Its product is annotated as olfactory receptor 14A16-like. Gene Ontology annotation, biological process: G protein-coupled receptor signaling pathway. Gene Ontology annotation, cellular component: membrane. The record is from RefSeq and is a predicted model, not a curated record. The transcript has a single exon. Gene Ontology annotation, molecular function: olfactory receptor activity; odorant binding; G protein-coupled receptor activity. Bases 1 to 990 code for a protein of 329 amino acids. Lineage: Eukaryota; Metazoa; Chordata; Lepidosauria; Squamata; Eublepharidae.
AUGACCAACUCAAGUGCGAUUACGACUUUUCUUCUUCUGGGUUUUUCUGACACUUGGGAGCAAAAUGUAUUGUACUUCAUUCUUUUAUUAGUGAUUUACUUGGCAGCCUUGAUGGCAAACUUUCUCAUCAUUUCAGCUGUUUCCCUGGACCAACAGCUGCAUACUCCCAUGUACUUUUUCUUGGUGAAUUUAUCAGUUGUCGAUCUUGGAUCCAUAUCUGUCACCAUCCCAAAUGCCAUGAUUAAUUCUAUCUUGAACACGAGGGAGAUUUCCUACUCUGGCUGCGUAGCGCAAGUGUAUUCCUUGUUCUUUUUCUUGAUCUCAGACUUGUUCCUCCUCACAGGCAUGGCCUAUGAUAGAUAUGUCGCCAUCUGUGACCCACUACACUAUGAGACAUUAAUGGAUAGAAAAGCCUGCAUCAAGAUGGCAGCCAGCGCAUGGGUUGCUGGUCUUCUUUACUCAGGCUUACACACCGGCAGCACUUUUGCUAUCACCUUCUGUUCCAAUGUCAUCAAUCAGUUCUUCUGUGAGAUCCCACAGCUGCUGAAAGUAUCUUGUGACAAUUUGUAUCUCAUUGAAGUUGGAGUUGUUGUUUUCAGCGCAUUUAUAGUCUUCUCUUGUUUUGGUUUCAUAAUUGUUUCAUAUGUGCACAUUUUCAAGUCAGUGCUCAGAAUCCCCACCACCCAGGGAAGGAACAAAGCCUUCUCGACAUGUGUCCCCCACCUUAUUGUGGUCUCUUUGUUUAUCAGCACUGGAAGCUUUGCCUACCUUAAGCCAAAUUCACGAUCCCCUUCAGAUCUGGAUCUGGUGGUUGCUGUAUUGUAUUCUGUGGUACCUCCCCUGAUGAAUCCGAUCAUCUAUACCAUGAGGAACAGGGACAUCAAAGCUGCACUUUGGAAAAUGUUUCAGUGUGGCAUUUGUUCAGGAAGAAAAGCAAGGCUUCCCCUUAUCAGUCUAAUUCCCAGGCGUAAUUUGGCAAAGGGACAAUGA